AUGUUUUUAGUCUCUACUUUUCAGUCAAAUCGUUCGAUCAGGGAUUUAGCACUUCCUUGCCAUCCGCCGCUUUUCCGGUCGAGGCGUGGGGUAAACAGUUUUUCGAAAAGAACAUCCAGGACGUGUUCGAGGCGUGGGCGUUCUUGUAUCCUUGAAUUCGAUGGAGCAUAUAGUGGAAAUCCUGGAAGGUCUGGAGCAGGAGCUGUGCUGCCUUUUGGGAACCAGGUUCAGCGCUUUAGUCAAGGACUGGGCACUCAAACAAAUAAUUCUAUUGAAUAUCAAGGUUUAAAUUUGGGAUUGAAAGAAGUAGCCAACCAAGGAUAUGAUCGUGUUUGUGUUCGAGGUGACUCUCAGCUUGUUUGCAACCAGUUUGAGGGUUCCUGGAAAGUGAACAACCAGAAUUUAAGUGGCCUGUGUAAUGAGGCUCAGUCACUGUCGAACAUGUUCCUAGGGGCCAUAACACUGAAGCUGAUGCUCAAGCAAGUCGGGGGUAAAUAUCUCAGAGGUACUACUUCAAGAUUUUUCUGACUUUUAAUAACAUUGUAGUUGAUUUCUUGAUUAAGGUAUGUCUUAGGAAC
This is a messenger RNA of Trifolium pratense (red clover), 578 nucleotides long. RefSeq lists its product as uncharacterized. NCBI's taxonomy places the organism in Eukaryota, Viridiplantae, Streptophyta, Magnoliopsida, Fabales, Fabaceae. The transcript has 6 exons. Gene Ontology annotation, molecular function: nucleic acid binding; RNA-DNA hybrid ribonuclease activity. The coding region runs from base 1 to 528 and encodes 175 amino acids. The record is from RefSeq and is a predicted model, not a curated record.